AUGCAUAGAGCCUGCUGGAGACAACGUCCAAGUCAUGUAAGCCCGCGGUGGCCCACACAGCCUCCAACGUCCAUUGCCUGCCUGAACCAGCUUCGAAAUUUCACCGUGGACCAUCGCGAGAGGAUUCGGAUCCACGCUUCAGGUCUAUAUAACCGCUCAUUACCUCCGACUACCCGGCAAUUUUCGUGGUCAUUCAAAUCUCAGCCUCGGUUGCAGGUCCAGGAGUUCACUGAGCUACCUGACAAUGAACAGGACGUCACUCGGGCCGCCAUCCUCGACAAGGUCAUGAAAGGUCGCCAGCCAACUGAUCUCAUGCUACGUUGUACCAUUCUCGAUGCUGAAGGUAACGUCAAAACAAUCUCCGGACAAUUCAAAAAGUCGGAUCUCAGUGCUGAGCAUCGCCUGAAUGCCCGUGACCUCCGGAAAAUCGAUUCUAGGAUUCCAAAUCUCGUUCCAACUAUUCUUGUUCGAAAAGAAGCCAUCCUCGUCAACAUUCUUCACAUACGCGCCCUCGUCAAGGCGGAUGCUGUCAUUCUAUUCGACACUUUUGGUUCUGCGGAUUCCAGGCUUCAUUCGGUAUUCUUAUAUCACUUAGAACACAAUCUCAAAUCAAAAGGUGCUGGAACGCCUUACGAAUUUCGCGCUCUCGAAUCCAUCCUUCUCUCUGUUCUAAGCGCCCUUGAGGCCGAAAUGGUCUUUAUUAGAAACCUCGUUGGUGGAUUACUAGCAGAGAUGGAAGAUAACAUCGACCACGAUCGUUUCAAAAGACUUCUGCACUACUCCCGACGACUGGCGAGCUUCAAAAAUAGGGCCACAUUGGUGGAAGAAGCCCUUGACGAAGUCCUCAGUCAAGAUGAGGAUAUGGAUGCUAUGUAUUUGACAGACAAGAAAAACAAUCAAGAAGUUGUUGAUCACGAGGAACUUGAGGUGCUUUUGGAGUCUUUCUCGAAGCAAGUAGAAGAAAUAGUCAAUGAAGCCGAAAACAUAGAGAGCAACGUCCAAUCUACACAAGAGAUUGUGGAGUUGAUACUAGAUUCUAACCGAAAUGCCCUUUUAGCACUGGAUCUACAGGUAUCAAUAGCCACAUUGGGAGUUGGCUCCGGCGCCUUGGUCGCUGGACUAUUUGGCAUGAAUUUACUAAGUCAUUUCGAAAACCAUCCAUAUGGUUUCUAUGUCAUGACUGGACUUUCGGCCACGCUUGCUUUCUUGGUCGCGUUCACAGGAUUUCGCAAGCUUUCAAAAAUACGCAAAGUGGGGUUGUCUUCUACUACCCAGAAGCUUAAGCCCACGAAGCAGUGGCUUCCAUUACCCCUUCGUAACAGGAUUCCAGGCGGCUGGUCAUGA
Messenger RNA from Psilocybe cubensis, 1344 nucleotides. RefSeq lists its product as uncharacterized. The record is from RefSeq and is a predicted model, not a curated record. Gene Ontology annotation, cellular component: mitochondrial inner membrane. NCBI's taxonomy places the organism in Eukaryota, Fungi, Basidiomycota, Agaricomycetes, Agaricales, Agrocybaceae. The transcript is spliced from 13 exons. The coding region runs from base 1 to 1344 and encodes 447 amino acids. Gene Ontology annotation, molecular function: magnesium ion transmembrane transporter activity. Gene Ontology annotation, biological process: mitochondrial magnesium ion transmembrane transport.